GAGACGAGAGUACGACGUGAAGAUUGAAAGGAGUACGAAGGAGCUCUGAUCGAACAGAAGAAAGAGGCGAGUUGAUUGUAGGAUAAGGACGAGUGAGUGAGGUGAACGGAAGUAGGCGCAAUGGACCAAAGCGGCCAAGUUGGUGGAAACAACCAAGGAGGAGGUGGUGCUGGGUGGAAUGGAGGCGGAGGUGGGAACUGGGGACCACCACCACCAUGGUGGGGAAACUGGAACGGGGGUGGUAAUGGGGGAGGGAACGACGGAGACAACACGUGGGGAGGAGGAGGUAAUGAACCAUUGGGAGCACCAGUCGUCAAACUUAGUAAGGAGCUUGAAGAGUCGUUCGGCGCUAUGGCUUCCUUUUUUAAGUUAUCGUUAGAUGAGAAGAAUAGAGCGGAAGCAGCGAAAAAAGAAAAGGAGGAACGGAAGAAACGUGAUGAACAGGAGAGGAUUGAAAAAGUUGAGAUUACGAGAGCCGAGCUGGCAAAGAAAGAAGAGGAACAAAAGAAAGAGGCGGAUCGCGAUUGGACCAUUCCGAAAUUGUUCAGUGAGCAGCGGGUGUUCUUACAAAAAGAAGUCAAGAAGGCAGUUAACGAGGAGAUACACGACAUGGUUAAUAAAAAAGGGAAGAAAGUUAUGGAAGGGGAUGAGUGCGAAGAAUGGGAGGAAGAGCAGGAGGAGGAAGAGGAAGAGGAGGAACUGGCGGCAUCAAGGAGACGAAAGAGAGUACCCACACAGGAAAGGAAAAUGGAUAAUGGCUCUCCGAACGAAACUCCUCCGAAGGCAACACGUGGGAACUGUUCACGACAACCCGUUUUCCAAGUUGCCUCACCAGUGGAGCAGGAGAGGAAAGGAAGGGGUCGACCCAAGAAGAAGGAUACGGGCUCCUUGAUUAUGGAUCCAUGGGGAGGAGCACCGUGCUCGGCCGACUUCAGGAACAAGGUAAGUUAUGAAAUUGCGGUGGUAAAGUUUGUCGGAAAGAAGUUGUGUCCGAAAUUGAAGGAGAUGUGUAAGAAGGAAGGCGCUGCAUGGAGAGGGAAGAAGGAUGAAGCGGUGGAGGAAUUAGCUGAGUUAAGGGUUAUGCAAAGCGUGUUCGAGUCGCACGUGCACCUAGGCUCGGUGCAAUGAGCAGCCCGGGUGACCGUACCAGUUGGUCCGACUGAUAGGGCUAACGAGGUCGGCACGAUAGCGCUGACAGCCGGG
Chara braunii is the source of this 1203-nucleotide messenger RNA. The record is from the annotation of a GenBank genome assembly. NCBI's taxonomy places the organism in Eukaryota, Viridiplantae, Streptophyta, Charophyceae, Charales, Characeae.